CAGCCGGCCUGCCGCUGUCAUUCGAGGCGCGCCGCCGCCGUCAUCGCGAGCAUGGAUACGGGUUCAGGCGCCUCUACCAGCGAGGAGUAUAUCUCUGAAGACGAGGACCGUUCCAGCUUGGCAAAAAGUAUAAUCGCUUACGGUUACGAGCCUUCCGCGUCAAGCGACGAAGAGGAGCAGGUGGCCGUAGACGUGCCGGUCAGGCAGCCCGGGCCAGCAACAUGGUGCUCCUGCGGUCACCGCUGCGGCGACAUGCCUACAGAAAAAGAGAGGGUCUGUUGUACAGAGCAGCAAAAGGUGGCAAACGCCGCUGAAACUUACGAAUGCAUCACGAAACACCCGCUUUUUCAAUUGUAUUGCCUGAAUAGGCACAUACUCGACCUGGAAUACCUCAAGUUGAGGCAUUACUGCCCAUACCACCUUGGACAACGCACCUUGAAUGAGCAAUACCGAUACACUGCCUACCGACAGUUUGUUUGGUGGGUGUACAGGCGACUUGGUCAAGGUAACCGGGUCGUUUUGCCAAGCUGUGCUGUCCACAGAAUCAGGAAAGAGUUCCCUACGCCAGGAGGGCAUUACACUGGCUACCUGGAUGCAUGAUGGCAGUUUCUCCUGAAUAAACAGCCAGAGUUUUCUUCUCAGAAUGACGUGUCUGGUUCAGUGAACUACUGCAG
Dermacentor andersoni is the source of this 674-nucleotide messenger RNA. Its product is annotated as P2X purinoceptor 7-like. Lineage: Eukaryota; Metazoa; Arthropoda; Arachnida; Ixodida; Ixodidae. The record is from RefSeq and is a predicted model, not a curated record.